Paramecium pentaurelia is the source of this 15574-nucleotide messenger RNA. NCBI's taxonomy places the organism in Eukaryota, Ciliophora, Oligohymenophorea, Peniculida, Parameciidae. The record is from the annotation of a GenBank genome assembly.
AUGCAUCACUAUAUUAAAGAAGCUUAUUACAAUGUUAAUUAAGUCGAAUGUGAAAUCCUAUAAGAAUAUUUAGGAUAACCCAAGACUUAGUCAUUAAUGUAUUAUUCAUUAAUCAUUAAUUCUCUUAUAGAUAGUAAUUUGCCAAGUCAUCUGAAUCUAAUAUAUUAGUCACACCAUCAGGAUUAGUAGUAUAAUGUUGUGGUAACACAAAUAUAAUUAAGAAAUUUGGUACUCUUUAAAUGUCAAAAGGUACACAUAUUUGGGAGAUUAUUGCAAUUUAUGAUUGUGCUUAAAUGCAAGUAUUGUUUAUAGUUUUAUUAUUCAAGAUUGGAGUGAGCACUGUUAGUAAUCCAGGAUAAGAGAAAGUUUAUUUAUAAUCUUUCACAGCAAGUACAAUUAGAACAAUAACAGUUAUUCUAAAUAUUGAAUUAGGAGAACUUAAUUUUUAUUUGAAUGGAAAUCAUAAUUAAAAAAAAACACUUCCUGUUGAAAAGAAUGCAACAUAUGUUCCUUUAGUAUAAUUUGCACCACAUGGUAAAGUUGCAGCAUUGAAUCCAUUUGCAUAACAUCCAAAUCUUCAAUAUCCUAGAAUUAAAUGUUUACCCCUUAAUUUAUUUACUUAGAAGAAUUAAUUUUAGAUACCAAAUUUUCAUUUUCUAUAAAAAUUGAUUGAUAUUUAAUCAAAUGAGUUGCAUUGUGAUUAAAUGAUCAAAAUAGCAAAUAAUUUCAUCUAUUUUAAUAAUAAUAAAAUGAAAUUGCUAAGACCUAAAUUAGGAAAAUCAAAUAUUGAUAAUACAUAAUUAAUUAACAUAUUUUCAAAUAGACCAGAAACUCCUUAAUCAAUGAUUUAUAUCAAAUUAAUCAAAUAACAUUAUGAAUUAAUCUCUGAAUCUUUCAUUUGGAAGAAAUCGUUAGAAGAUGGAUUAACAAAUCCAAAUAUGAUAGAAUAAUUUCAUUAAUAUUGGACAUAAGCUAAAUCAUUAGAUACAUAAGUUUUGAUUUAAAUCCCAUAUAUUUUAAUGAAAUAAAUAGUACUUUCAUAAUUAGAUGAAUAUGAAUAAGAUUUUGGACUCAUUUCAAAAAUAGAUGAAUAAGUAGAAAGCUGCAAAGUUAUAAAAAUAAUUAGAAUUUUAUUAGAAAUAGAUGAAUAAUUAUAUGCAAUGACAUUAAACAAUAAACAAUUUGAAUCAUUUAAUGCAACAACAUCUUUCAAUUUAGUUCCAAGAAUAUUCUCUUAAUUUCAUAGAUUAUACAGUUUCUUAGAUUCAAAUAAUUAUCCUUAUGAUAUAAUUUAAUUAACAGAAUUAGGACUUUUAAAACUUCCAGGUUUCUCAAAUAUAUUUAGACAUUUUACUAAUUAUAGACAUUAAAUUGAACCAAUUACUUAUUAGAAUGAUUUAUCUAAUAUUUUACCAACUGAGAAAAUAUACAGUUAUGUAGAUAUUCCUUUAGCUUUGACUAUUAAUAAUAUUCCAUAUGUAGAUUUAGAAUCUAAUUUAUAAUUAGUCAAAUCAGUAAAUGAUUCAAUCUAUUUUACUCUUGUAAAUGAUGAAGGAAAUAUAUAAAUUUGGAAUGGAGAAUUAAGUUUACAUAAAUGUUUGUAAUUUAAUCUUAGAUCAUUUGAAGAAAAGGUAGAAGAUUAAAAUUAAUUGGCUACUCUUUUUGCUGAACCAUAAUCAGAAAAUAAUCCUUCUUCUAAUAUUGAAAAUUAGGAUAGUUUAAGUGAAGAAUCUUAAGAAGCUGCUGUUGUUGUUCCUAAUGAAGAUUUAUUAGAACAACUUUACAAUAUGGGUUUUUCUAUUGAAGCAUCAAAAUAAGCAUUAAUAGAAACUAAAAAUAAAAUAGAAGAUGCUAUUGAAAAAGUAUUUGGAAUUUAAGAGUAGAAGGCUAAAGAAAAAUAAUAAUAAUAAUAAUCAAUAUAAGAAGAAGUUAAAAUAUCUAAAUUAAAACCAUAUUGGACAUGUAAAGAAUGUACUUUAUUAAAUUCAAAUGAAAAUAUCAAAUGUUAAGCAUGUGAUGCUUAACCUCCACAAGAUGCUUAUGAAAAAGAAGAUAUUAUUGCAAUUUAAGAAUAAAUACUUGAAUAAUAAAUAGAAAUUAUAGAAGAAAAUAAUUAGAAAAUAUAAGAGGAUAAUAAUGAAAAAUUUAGAAAUAUUUUCAAAAAUUCUAAAUUAUCAAAUAUCAUUUAAAUCAAUCUUUAAAAACCAUUUAGACAUUUAUUAUUUGCCCAUAUCUUUACUACAGAAUAAUAAUCCUAUCUAGUAUUGAAUAGAUUCUACUAGAGUAUCAAAUACUUAAGUUAAUUUUUUAGAAUUAAUAAUGAAGGAAGUUAUUCAAUUUUAACUAAUAAAACAUAAUAAUAAAUAGUAAAUAUAUAAAAUUUAUUAAAAUUAUUAAAUGAAGGAGAAAAUAGUAGAUUUAUAUAUGAAACACUCUAUCCAGUUUUAACUGUAAAUAUAUUAAAUAUAAUUUUAGUAAUCACAAGAAGAAUUUGAAUUUAAAGAUCAAAUUAUUUUAUAAAUAGAUGAAUUCAUUACAAAUUUGAAUUUCCAAGAUGACAAAAUUAUUAUUUAAGGUACUAAUAAGAGUUGGGAAUGUACAUUAUUUGAUGGUAAUAAAUUAAUAUUAUAAUUUAAGGAGAAAAUUAUAUACCAAAAUUAGUAUUAGUCUAAAACUAAGAAAAGCCAGUAUUAUCAUAAUAAUUGAAUAAUAAAUCUUAAGUAGAUUAAUAAGUUAUUAUUUAAUAAAAUGAUAUUAUUGAAUCUUUUGAUGAUUUAACAAAAUUAACACCUGAAGAAAUCUCUGAUUUAGCUAAAUUAAAUGAACAUUAGGAUGUAUACUUUUAACCUAUUAGUAAUAAUCCUAUGAUCUUAUCAAAAUCUAAUAAUGAUUAUUGGGCUAACAUAAUUGUAGAUGUUAAUCAAAAUAGUGAGAAUGUAAUUUAAUUAAAUUUAUCUAACUAAUAAUAAAUGAUGAAAUUAAUUGUAACAGGAUACAGUGAUAAAAAAUCUGAAUUUAAAUCAGAUGGUAUUAUAUCUAUAGAUGGAUUAAGACCUGAGAAAGAUGAUUAAUUACCUCUUACAAUUUUUACACAUAAAGGAUCUCAAUUUAAUGUUCAACAAUGCAUAUCAAAAAUUUGUUUUGUUUAAUAAGAAAUAUUUUCUACUGUGUAUUCCAAACCAGAAUUUAUAUUCAAACAUUUACAUGGAAAAUUAAUGAGUUUUUCUAAAUUUUCAAUUGCAAGUCCAAAUAAAUUUUAAAAUACUGGAGUUCCUUUAGGAUCUGGAUUAAUUUUUAUUGGAAACAAUGCAAAUGACUUUUUAUUUUGUUAGAAAUUCUAAUCUUUUAAUAAGGAACAAUAUCAAAAAUGGUUUGAAGAUAGACAAAAAGAUAUUAGACCUUUAAAACCUUGGGAACCAGUAGCCUUUUUUGAAUUAGGACCAAAUGAAGAAUAAUUGACAUUCUAAUUAGAGAGUCCUAAAAUAGGAAAAUAUGUAUUAUUAAUGACUUUGUCUGCAAAAUAGACUGAUUAAGUGAAAUUUGAAUAAAAUCCUCUAACUUUGAAUUAUUUUGUUGCAUAUGGUACUGUUGUGAAAGAGAAUAUUGGAGAUUAAUUAAUUUAAAGUCAAUAAUCUUUUGAUUUAUUUAAAGAUAUUACAUUAAAAGUAAAUGGAGAUAUUAUGGAUAAAGGAUAAUGUCAAUUUAGAGAAGAUACUUAUGGUAAUUACAAUAAAUUUAUUUGUGAAAUUCCUGCAUCUUUAUUAACAAAUGUGUAAACUAUAAACAUAGAAUUCUAAAAAUCUGAUUUAAGUUUUCUUUAAAUAAAUGGAGUUAAACAAAAACAUAUUAAUCAAAGGCUUUUGCAAAAAUUACCUCAAGCUCAUUUGAUUACAACUUUAAUGCAUGAUGUUUCAAAAUAUCAUGAAUUUAAUUAAAAACUUAUGUAACUUACACAUAAUAACAAGGCUUCUGAAUAAUAAAGAUUUAGUGCAAUAAAGGUUUUAUGUAAAUUAUUUUAAAGUAUACCUUAAUUUGUGAAUAUAUGCUAUAAAGAUUUAGAUAUUUUAGAAUUUAUUAAAUUAAAUCUACUUACAUAAUAAUAAUAAGAAGAAUCUUGUGUUUAAACAUUCUUUUAAUAAUUCUUAAUUAUACCUGAAUUCAAUGGUUAAUUAGUCAAAGCAGUUAAAGAUAUCAUUAAUAAUAUAUUUACUUUAUCAAAUAUUAUUAAACCUGCAGGUUUCAUUUAAUUGAUUUAAAUGCUAAAGAAAUAUGCUUCAUUGGAUUCAAAAGAAUACUAUCCAUAUAUUUUAAGUCAUUUAAAGUAAAUUGCUAAAUUUAUUCAUAAAAUUGAUUCAACACAUUUCAGCAAAUUGAAUCAAUAACAAAUUUUCUUAAUGUUAACUGAAGAAUAAUUAUUCUCAGAUAGAUACUAUAAAUUGACUUAAUUUGUAGAGGAAACUCCAUUGAUAUCAUAAGUUUUAGGGGAAGUUUAAAAAUAAAUUCAAAUUAGUACCAAAGAAAAGGUUGAAUAAGAUAAACCAAAUAAUUUAAGCAUUCUUGAUAUUAAUAUUAAGAAACCUCUUUAUUCAAUUAUUUAAUUUAAUAGAUAACCUCAUUAUGAUGAAUACACAAUUGAUCUCUUAUGUUCAUAUGAUUUACAUCAAUUUUAAUUAGUAUUUAAUACUCCUUAGAUAAAUUGUAGAGUAAUUAGAGUGACUUUAUAUAAUGGAUAGACUAAUGAACCUAUUUUAGAUGUCAUAUUACCAGAUUGGCUAUUAAUUUAAUUGACAAAGUAUGCAGAUUAACAUGCAUCAAAUAUGCCAAAGAGUAAAUUAAAUGUUAUUUCAUGGAAUAUUAAAGUUAAGGAAGUAAGAACUUUAAAAUUGUAAAUCACAUAUUCAUUAAGUGCUGCUACUAGAACAAAAGAAGAGAGUAAUACUGCUCCAAAAGAAUUGUGCAUUAUUCCUUAAUUCAAAGGAUAAUUGAGUUAAAGUAUAGAAAAAUAGGAUUAAAUUUAGACUUAACUAUUUUUAAUUGAGGAUGAAUUAGUGUUUGAAAAGGAUUUAAGUUUUGUUAACUCUUUGAAAUACUAAAAAUAUAUAAGUUAAGGAACAAUUUAUUUAGAUUCAGCUUAAAUUUUAGGAAUGAAACAAAAAUCUGUAUAAUUACAAAUAAAAGAAUAGAAUAAUUCAAAUAGUCCACAUACUUAAAUGAUAUCUUAAUAUUAUAGAGCUUUACUUGUAUAAAAAUAAAAAGAAUUAAAAUAAAAAUUAUAAUAAAAUUAAGGAAAAGAAAAGAUUUAAGAAACAAUCUAAAUUAUUAGAAAAUUAUAACUUGAACUUAUUCAAGAUCCUAAUUCUAACAUAAAUUUAAGUAAAUCUUUAGAUUUUUUAUACACUUAUGCAUAUGAACUGAUAAAAAUAUUAAUACAUGCUGAUUCUACAUGUCAAUAAUGGAGAUCAGAUGUAGCUUUAAGAGAAUAAGAAGGAUUGAAAAUGGCCUAAUUAAUUUACAAGACUUUUGUUUAAGCAAAUUAAGGUCCUAUUACAGAUAUCAGUUUUCAAAUACUUAAUAUUAUAUUAAAUAAUUUGAAUUUAAAAUAUUGGAUUCUAUUUACAUUUGCUCAAUAUUAGAAAAUUGAUUAAGAUAACAAUAUUUUAAAUACCUUGAAAAUACUUCAUAUCCCUAUUUGCUAGACUAUAAUGUACAUUUCAAUUAUUUUAAAUGAAAAAUAAUAAAUUAAAUAAGCUUAAUAAUUAAUUGGAUUAGUGUUGACAAAAUUAGUAGAUUAAUAAUAAUUUAACAAUAAGGAAUUAGUGGAUCCUUAAAUCUAAAUAAAACCAUUAGGAACAUUAAGAUCAACAAGUAGUCAAGAUUUAGAGAUUGGAUAAGUGGAAAAAUUAACAGAUGAAUGUUUUGAAUUAACAAAACUAAAAGUAUUUACAACUCUCUUUUCCAUUAUGAAAUGGAUUUUAUAAAAUUAAUAAUAAUAUUAAAUCUAAGAUGUACAAAACUUAUUUUUAAAAACAAGUAGUGUAUUGAUGAAAUUAAAUAAUGAUGAACUUAUUUUAUUUGUAACAGAAAUUAUAAAUCCUACAGAUCCAACUUAAUCAGGAUUAUUUUAAUUAUUAGCUAAUGCUAUAUAAUCAAAUGAUUCUAAUACAAUCUUAAAUUAAAUCAAAUUACUUAUAGAAAAAUUAUGCACUCCAUAAACUUAUAAACUUAUUUUUUAUUUCUUUUAAAUUGUAUUGAAUGCUAUAGUUAAGUAUGCAAAUGAAAAUCUUUCAAUAUUUGAAAAGCCAUUAGAUAGUUCAGCUUGGUUUUCCUUUUUAUCAUUUGUAGUAGGUUAAUUAAUAUAAUUAUCAAAUAUGAAUAUUAAUUAAGGAGAUUAAAAAUAAAAUUAAAGAAAAAGAUCAAUAAAAUAUUAGACAAUUUAGAAUUUUUAAGAAUUUUCAGAAAAAUUAGAUGAAGGAGGAUUCUUUCAAAUAUGUAAUAUAGAAACUGUAUCAUAAAUGAUUAGAUUCUUAAUUGAACCAAGAAAGAACUUAAUCAAUAAUGAAACUUUAGAGAAUUCAUUAACUUAUUGGGGAUUGUUGUUAAAUUUGAUUAGUAAGAUUCCAAUUCAAUUAAUUAUGGAAUACAAGAUAUAUGAUUAAUUAUUAUCAAUUUACUUGAAAUUAGAUACAACUAAAUAAACAGCAAUAUAAUUUAGAUUUAUUGAAAUGACAAAAUCAAUAUUAGAACAUACUUAAAGUAUUGAAUUCAAUAGUAAUUUAAUUAAAUAAAUUUUCUAAUAUUAAGGAACAACACUUAUAGAUGGAUUAUUAAAUAUUGUGGCAUCUUAAGAAAGGAAAAUAAGUGCAUCAAUAUUUAAAGUAAUAUUCUCAGAAACUGCACAUUAUUUAUCUAAAUAUUGUAAUGUUGGUAGACAUGAUGGAGUUUAUAGUUGUGAAUUAUCUUUAUUGAAAAAAUUACUAUUCGGAAACAAAUUAUUAUAAUUAAUGAAAAAAGCAGAGUGUCCCAUAAAAGUAUAAAUUUUAAUAUAAGAAAUACCAUAAUAUGGUGAUAUUAUUAAUAAAUACAUUCAUUGGUAUAUGCUUAAUAAAUCAAAUAUACCUAAUGUUACACCUGCUACUGAGAUCUUAGGAUGUAUUAGUAAAUAAGUAAGAUAAAUAUUUGAUUGGUUAUAAAUAGAUUAAUAAUUAGCAACAGAAUCACUAAUUCAAUUAUUCAAAUUUUAAAAAGAAUUCGAUAUUGUUAUUUAAGAAUAGAUGAAUCAAAUGACAAAUAUAUUAGGUUAUUCAUUAUUAAAACACACUUAAGAGAUUUUUGAAGAAUUAAAUGAAUUAUGGAUGACUACUGAUUAAGUAGUUAGAGAAAUAGCUAUAAAUGGAAAUGCUUUUGAAUAUUUACUUGAAAAAACACAUUUGACUUCAACUACUUAUGAAGAUAAGACUGAAUCAAAUGAAUAAUAACCAUAAGAAGAAGAGUUUGCCAAUAAAUUAGUUAUGAUUGAAUCUUCAAAACCUCCUGGAUAACCAUAAUAGGUAAAAGAUUGGUAAGUGAAUAAGAAGGGAGUCAAAGCAAAAGUGCAUGUUUUAACACUUAAAGAUGAAUUAUCUGAAGAUUACAUACUUGAAUUCUAAUUAGAAAAAUGUAUUGAAUUAAAAUAAAUAAAAAUUGGAUUUUAAGCUUACACUCCAGAAUAUAAUGAUAGGAUAUUGGGUAUACCAGAGGUUGUGGUUGUUGAAGUUAAGAAUAAGACUUCAGAUAAUCUUUGGUAUCCUAUUGGUGUAAUGACUUUAAUAGAAGAUGAAGCAUAUACAUAUUAUAGUGUGAAAGUGAUGGCUUUGAAUAUUUGGAGAUUAACUGGUUAAGGUAAUUUAAAUUAAUAACUAAAAUCAUUGAUUCAAUAACCUAUAUCUUAUAUAAGAUUUAUAAUGAAAAAACCAUAGAUUACAUUUUUGGAAUAGAUUUCUUAAUUAUCUUUCAAACAAUACAAUAAUAUUCAAAUUGGUGUAAGUUUUAUUUCAAUUACAGGAUAUGAUUCAUAAAUAAAUAGAAAUAAAUAAAUAUAAACAAUUUAAGAGAAAACAGCAAGUAGAUUAUUAGGGAAGAUGUGUUCUUAAAAGUUUAGAAAUACAUUAUAUGAUAUCAGUAAUAAUUAGAAAAUAAUAUAAUAAAUAAAAAAGAGUUUUAAAAAUAUUAGUUAAGCAUUAUAAUCAAAUGAAUCUACUUUAUCUCCACUUUUUAUAGGAUUAACUAAAUAUAAUCCAGAAUUUGGAGAUUGGGUAUUAGAAUAAAUUAUGGAUAUCACAUUAGAAUGGGCACAUGCUAAAUUAACUGCUGAAAUAGUAUUGUAAGAUAAGGAUAAAUAAUUAGAUAGAUUAAAGAGAUUUUUAGAUUAUAUUUUGAAUUAAAUUAAAUAAAUUAAUUAGAUUGUUAAAUCAUAAGAUUAAUUCACAUAAUUAACUCUUUUAAUUGAAGCCUUAACUUAUGCUAUAUUAAUAUCAAGUAAAUAAAAGAACAAGGAUCCAAUAAUGUUAGAAGUAGAAGAAUAAGAUUUCUUGAAUAUACUAUAGGCAAUUGAAGUUACAAGUUAAUCAUAUGAACAUUCUAAUAUGAUAAUUAGAUUAUUCAUUACACUUAUUAAGUUACCUUAACCAUAUGUAUUGAAUAUACAAUUAUAACAAACUGGUAUUAUAGAUAUGACAUCAUAGUUAUUGUAAAAGUAAUCAUUAUAUAAAUUAAAAUUACUUUCUAUUUUAGUACAAAUUAGUAAUGAUGUUGUUAGUUUAAUUAAACCUUUUAUACCUAAUAUCUUUGAAUAAACAAUUGAAUCAUUGAAAAAGACAGACAAUACAACAUUAUCUGAUUACUUUUUCUUCUUUGAUUCUUCAUCUAAUGUUCCUGAACUCAAUAAAUUCUAUUGUGAUAAUAAUUAUCAUUUAUAAGUUUAUGAAAAUUUGAAAGUUCCAAAUCCUACUAUAACUUUAUUAAAAUAAAUUGAUUAAUUGACAUUAAGUCAUAUUGUUAAUUUUAUUGGUAAAAUAACUUUAUCAACACCUGAAGCAAUUAAUUAAUUGGCUUAAAAAUUGAUUAAUGAUAUUCAUUUAUUAUCAUAAAUUGUAGAUAUCACUUAUGUUGAAAAUGUACUCAUACCAUUACUUAAUUUUGAAGAAAAAGUAGAUUUUACAAUUGAUAUAUGGGAUAAAGAAAGUUAAAUAUAUGUUGGUGAUAUAAGAAAAUUGAGUUCUCUUCAUAUUUAAGAAGAUGAAAAUACUGAAAUUAGUGGUUCUGGAUCUCAUGAAUUAAAUGGAUUCUAAGCUAAAGAAUUUACUCCUUAAUAUUAUGAUUCCCUAUAAUAAGCAAUUUAGAAAGUUAUUAAAACAAAUUCCUUAAAGAAAGGAGGAAGAUGGGUUAAAGAAAUGGAAUUAUAAUAAGGAGGUUCAUAUUUUCAUAAAACAUUAUCUACUCUAUAAAAGGGACCAUUCUUAAUAUUAUUAUUUGGAAAGAAUAAUAAUUAGAGUGAAAAUUGUAUUAUUGGAUUAUUCAGUACUUAAAAAUGUGGAAAUUUGGUAAGUGAAUUCUAACAUGAUUAUUAUCCAGGAGAAGUAUAUCCUAUUCCAGAAAAUGGAGAAUAAUUUGGAUUUACAUAUGAAAAAGGUAAAAUCUAUCAUUUGUUAAAUAAUGAUCGUAAAACAUUUGGUGUUGGAAUGGAUCAUGUUAAUGGAGGGUCUUUUUCAUUUUUAUUAGAAAGAAUCAAUUUAACAUUUUCUGAUGAUCAAGAAGUAUCUAGUGUUUCUAUUGGAAUACAUGAUUUUGAACUCUUAGAAUAAAAACCAGAAGAAGAUUAUUAUUUUGAUGAUUUCUGGAUGUAAAGAAUGGAAAUUUGGAUAUAUUAAUAACCACAAUAAGUAUCUAAAAAUACUUAAAAACCAUUAUUUAGUGGAUAAUAAGGAAAUUAAUUAAUAGAAGCUAAUGAUACUUCUACUUUUGGUUAUGGAAUACUUAGUAAUCCAAUAUUAUAAGAUAAAUAUUUUGCCAAAUAAUCUGUCUUUAAUUAUUUAAGUGCCACUCCUAUAUAUUCCAUACCAGGAAAUUGUACUAAUACAAAUAUUUUGUAAUGUAUCUAUAUUUCAAAUAUGUUUAUAAAUGAAUAAGCCAUUAAAAAUUCUUCUAUUAUUUAAAUUAAUGGUACAUUAAAUUAAUAACAACAUAUUAAACCAUUCCCAACAUUUACAGUAGAUGGAUUAGAAUUAUUAGGAUAAUUAAAUUCUCUUACAGAAACUCCAUUGUAAUAUUCAGCUUCAUUAAAAAUCUUUGAAGCAUUUUAAAAUUAAGAUGGAGUUAAAUAAAUUAUUUUAGCUGUUUAAGAUGCAACUAAAAAAUGGUAAAAUUAAGAAUUAACAUAAAUUUGGAAUUCAUAUGUAUCUGAAUUAAGUGCAUUUUGUUCAGUACCAUAAUUUUUCAGUUAUUAUUUGAAGAAUAAGAAAUCUAUGGAAUUGUUAUUUUAAUUAUUAGCAGGAAUUCCAGACUAACCUAAUAGUGAUGAGAAGGCUUGGAAAGAAAAAGAAAUUGAAGCAGUUAAAUUCAUUUAUGAUACUUUAUCUGAUGUAUUUAAGACACAUAAUAAUUAAGAAAUUAGAAAUAUUGCUAUAAAAGAUAAUUUAAUUUAAAAGAUAUUAGAUAAAAUUGCUAUUGUAAGUAAGGAAAAGAAAAGAGUAUAUUAAGCUAUUAUACUUGAAGAACCUUAAUAAUAAUAAGUUUAAAUAAUAUAAGGAGAUAAAUCAGUUGAUAGAAAACCUAAAAAGAAAUAAGGUGUUGGUUAUGGUAGUGAUUAAACUGGAUAAAAUUAAAAAUGGAAUACUUAAGAAUAUUUAGAUAAAAAGAAAAUUAGAUCAGAAUAGUUAAAAUCUCUAUUAGAAAUUAUUAGAAACUUUUUCAGUUAUGAUAAUUGGCAUUUAAAUUAGGAAUUAUCAUAAUAAAUUAAUGAAAUGAUAUUUGAAAGUGCUUUGUUAUCUUUAUUAGAAGCUGCAUUUAGAUCAGGUUCAUUAUUAGAGAUGUCAAAAGAUUUUGAUCUCAAUUUAUGUUAUCUUCAAUUAACUAAAACUUUAGCAAAACAUAAAAACUUAACUCCAUUAUUAUUAAAGAUACCUACAAAUUAUAUUCCUAAAUAAAUUGAAUCUAUAGCCUAAUUAUUAAGUAACUUAAAAAAUAUAGCACACAUAUUCUUAUCUUGUUUAAAAACAAAUGAAUUAUCAGAAAAAGAUUAAAUUUCAAAGUAAAUUGCUACAGUUAUUAUUGAAACAGAUACAUGUGUUUAGGAUGCAAUAGAAAGAUUUUAAUGUGAUUAAUCAGAUAAUGAAUAAGAAGAAGCAAAAGAACAUGAAUUAUAAGAAAUACUCAAAUUACCAUUAAAUGAGGCUUAUAAAUUAUUAUUAAAAGACUUAAGAUUCGAUUACGUUUCAUUUAAAGGAUAAAAUUAAUAAUAUUAACACUAUUAUGAUAAAUAGAUAACAUAAGCUCCAAUUCCAACACCAGCAAAAUUGAUUCGUUUAGCUUAAGAGUUUGCAGAUAUGUCUAAUUCCUUACCUGUCGAACAUACAAAUUCAAUAUUUGUUAGAGCUGAUAAAGAUAGAGUAGAUGUAAUAAAAGCAUUGGUUAUGGGAGCAUCUGGGACACCAUAUGCUCAUGGAGCCUAUUUAUUUGAUAUAUAUUUUGAAGAUCAAUAUCCUAAUACUCCUCCAAAGAUGAAUCUAUCAACUACUGGAGGUGGAAAGAUCAGAUUUAAUCCAAAUUUGUAUGCAUGUGGUAAAGUGUGUUUAUCAUUAUUGGGAACAUGGAGAGGACAUGCAUCUGAAAAUUGGGAUCCAAAAUUAUCAACUAUUUUAUAAGUAUUAGUUUCAACUUAAGCUAUUAUCAUGUCUGAGGAUGUGUAUUUCAAUGAACCAGGAUUUGAAGGAGAAGCAGGUUAAUAAGAUGGUGAAAUGAAGAAUGAGGCUUAUUCAAACAUAGUUAGAUAUGGAAAUAUAUAAUAUGCAAUGAUUGAGAAUAUCAAGAACCCUCCUGUAGGAUUUGAAACUAUUAUAAGAAGACAUUUUUAUUUGAAGAAAAUAGAAAUUAUGGAAGAGGUUAAGAAAUGGCUUCAAUAUGCAGAGUAAAGAUAAGCCUUAUAUAUGGGUUUGGUUAGUGAUCAUAAUAGCCAAUGGUGUUCAGUAUUCAAGAAAUCGAAGACUUAAUAUUUGGAAAUGUUAAAGGAUGCAACUGCUGAAUUAGAAAAGGCUUUAAAUAGUUUAUAAUAGCCAAGUAUAAAAGAAAUUAGUCCAAAAAUAAAUUAAAGAAGAAAAAAGAAAUAAUAAGAAAAUUAAGUUAAUGUUGAAAAGGUCACUGAAGGUAUUCUCAAUUUAGAAGAAGUUGAUAUGACAUAUGAUAAAGCUAUUUAAGAAUAAGUGAUGGAUGUGAGUAGUGAAUAAGUAAGAGAUAGAUGGAGUAGAUAUAUAGGAGCUAUGGGAAUUGAAGCAGUUAAAAAAUAAGCAAAUGCAAAAGUCUUACUUUGUGGAAUAGGUUCUUUAGGUGUUGAGAUUGCUAAAAAUGUUGUACUCUCUGGAGUUGGAGUUUUUGCUGUUUUUGAUAAUAAAGUAGUAAAUGAAGAUGAUUUAAUUGGACAGUUCUUCCUUUCUUAAUCAGAUAUAGGUAAAUAGAGAGCUGUUGCAUGUAUAGAUAAAAUCUAAUAAUUAAAUAAUUAUGUUCGAGUCAAGGUUAUAGAAAAGGAUGUAUAAUAGUAUAUAACUACAGAGAAAUUUGAUAUAGCUAUUUUAACAGAUGUCUAUGAUUAUAAUGAACUUACAUGUUGGGAUAAUCUCUGUAGAACUCAUUCUAUCAAACUUAUCAUUGCUAAUGCCAAUUCUGUUUAUGGAAGAAUAAUAAAUGAUUUUGGAUCUGAGUUCAAAGUUAUUGAUAAGAAUGGUGAGGAUAUUCCAGAUGUAUUGAUUAAAUCCAUUUCUGGAGAAGGAGUAGUGGAAUUAUUGGAUGGACAAAGAUCUCAAUUUGCAGAUGGAGAUUCAAUUAUUUUAUUACAAGUAUAAGGAAUGUAAUAUGGAGAUUAAUCAAUCAACAAUCAACUUCUAAAAAUCCAAACAAUUUCUACUAAGAAAUUCAAGAUAUUAGAUGAUAUUUCUAGAUAUACUCCUUAUAUUUCAAGUGGAAUUGCUAGACAUGUAAAACAAACAAUUACAUUCACUAAUAAACCAUUGGAUGUCAUUAUCAAUAGUGAUGACUGCUUAGAUUCCAAUUUGAAAGACAGUGAUAGCAUUAAGCCAGUCGAACAAAAUCUAUUACAUCUGGCUUAUAGAACAUUAUCAUACAACAAUGGAGAUCUUAAUAAUCUACUUGAAUCCAUUAUUAAGUUCGAUAAGGGAAACUUUAUUUAAUAAAAUUCAAAAAAUGCAAAGUAUUUAGAAUACUAUCUCAAAAUAUUUUAGAAGGUUUUCACUUUACCAGCAUUCCCUCCUCUAGCUGCUUAUCUAGGAGGUUUUGUAUCAUAAGAAAUAAUUAAGGCUCUAACUAAUAAAUUUACUCCAAUCAAUCAAGCUUAUUAUUUUGAUUGUAUAGAAGUGUUACCAUUUUAAAUAUGGGAUGAAAAAGGUGAUUAGUAGGCUUAGAUCCAAAUAUUAGAUUAAUUUUAACUAACAGGAAAAGAUUCUUUAACUAAAUUAAUGGGUGAAGAUUUAUACUAGAAAGUAAAGAGCACUAACUUAUUCAUGGUUGGUUGUGGUGCUAUAGGAUGCGAACUACUCAAGAAUUUUGCUAUGAUUAAUUUAAGUAUUGAAGGAUAAAUCACUAUAACUGAUCCUGAUCAUAUUGAAACUUCUAAUCUUAAUAGAUAAUUCUUAUUUAGAGAAAAACAUAUUCAUAAACCAAAGUCUUAAACUGCAGCUGCAGCAGUCAUUCAAAUGAAUCCUCUUCUUAAAGGUAAAUUAGUUGCUAGAAUGGAUAAAGUACAUGAACAAACUGAAAAUAUUUUCAAUGAUCAAUACUUUGAAUAAUUAUCACUUGUUGCUAAUGCUCUUGAUAAUGUUUAAGCAAGACGAUAUGUAGAUCGUAGAUGUGUUAAAGCAAAAAUACCAUUAUUAGAAUCUGGUACUUUGGGACCCAAAGGUCAUGUGUAAUGCAUCAUACCAUUCUAAACAGAAUCAUAUAAUAGUAUGUAAGAUCCUGUAGAAGAAGGAGAGAUUCCUUAUUGUACUUUAAAAAUGUUCCCUGAAGAGACAUUCCAUUGUAUUGAAUUUGCUAGAGAUAAAUUUAAUAAACUAUUUUCAUUGAAACCAAAAUUAGCUAUGAAUAUUAUAGAUAAUAAAUCAUUUAAUCCAUCAAAUCCAGAUGAAAUUAAAUAAUUGAAAUCUACUAUCAAAUUACUAUAAUAUGCACCUAAUAAAUUCGAAGAUUGUAUUUAAUGGGCUAAAAACAAAUUUUAUAAGUACUUUAUAAAUGAUAUAAAAUAACUAUUGUACACAUAUCCUAUUGAUGUCAAAACUAAAGAUGGAUAACCAUUUUGGAAAUUACCAAAAAGACCUCCAAAAUGUUUAAAUUAUGAUAUUGAAAAUCUUAUCGUAGUUUAAUUUAUAUCAACUAUGGCUUUUUUAAGAGCUAAACAAUACAAUCUACUCACACCAGGUGACUGGAGAUAAGAAAAGAAUAGAAUUGAUGUAGCUAUAUUAGGUUAGAAAAUGAAAUGUAAGGAAUGGAUACCUAAUGAUUCAAAAAAGAAGGAGAUGGAAGAAUAAGUAUUGAAAUUAGAAAGCAAAUAAUAAAAAUAAUAAGAAGAAGAAUAAGAAUAAGAAAGUAAUAUAUUUGAUGAUACAUCAAAAUUAUUAGCAUAAAUUGAAGAUUUAAGAUCUGCUGGGUAUUUAUAUAUUUAUUAUUUAUAGAAUUAAAUUAUAAUCAUAAGAAUUUGAGAAGGAUUGUGAUAUGAAUGGUCACAUAGAUUUUAUUCAUUCUCUAGGAAAUCUAAGAGCUUUGAAUUAUGGUCUAGAUGAAAUGGAUUGGAUUACUGUGAAAUUAAAGGCAGGUAGAAUAGUUCCUGCUUUAGCUACUACUACAGCAGUUGUUUCAGGAUUAUAGACAAUUGAAUUAGUCAAAAUUUUAAAGAAUUGCAAACUUGAAAAUAUGAAAAAUGGAUUUAUUAAUUUAGCUGUUCCCAUUGUUUAGUUGACUGAACCAAUGAAAGCUGAAACAAUCAAACUUAAUGAAGGAGUGAAUGUCACUUUAUGGGAUAGAUGGGAUGUGAAGAUAGGAAAAGAAAUCACCUUAUAGAGUUUAUUCCAACAUUUGAAAGAAACUUAUCAUUUAUAACCCAUUAAUGUUUUCAAAUAAUCCUCAGUUAUUUAUAUGCAUGACCUUCAUAAAGGUUCAGCUGUAUUUACUUAGCCAAUCAUUGAAUUAUUGGAUGUUAAGGUUCAAAUUUAUUAUUUAUAUUAAUAGAAUGACUAUGUCGAUUUAGUAAUUAAUUUUGUUAAAGAUGAAUAAAUCUUAAAAAAUGUACCUGAAGUUAGAGUUUACUUUAAUGAAUGAU